AUGUUGGGGAUUUCCUACUGGAUCGUUCCCAUCUUUUCGGCCGUAGUAUGGACGGCAAUGUUAAUCACUAUGCUAGUGUACUGGGCAGCAACAGGACGACCACACUACGUAUCCAUGUCCGAGGGGCAACAUAUUCCCUACAUCUCUGAUAUUGGCGCGGACGUACUCAAGCCAAUGUUCAUCGCCAUGUCCGCUAUAACAGUGGUGACCUUCGACCUCGCCUUCAUCUUUGAGCGCUGGCUACGGCACGCAGGUAGACUUACACCAAAUACCUCGGUCUGGCAGAAGGUUUAUUCAACCUUGGCCACCAUCGCCGCAGUUGUCGGUGCAGCGGGUCUCAUUCUUCUGAGUAUCUUCGAUGCAAAACGCCACAACAAACUACACAACAUUUUCCUGGGUGUCUUCAUCCUCGGUUAUAUCGUAAGCGCCAUCUUCAUAUGCUUGGAAUACCAACGCCUGGGAAUCCACUACCGCCAGCAUUCCGUCCUCCGAAUCUCCUUCUGGAUCAAACUCUUCUUCAUCAUCGCCGAGAUAUUCCUCGCGAUUGCCUUUGGAGUUACCUCGAAAAAGCACAUUUACAAUGUUGCUGCGAUUCUAGAGUGGAUCGUAUCCUUCAUCUUCUGCUUCUACGUCCUGAGCUACUUUGUCGACUUCCUCCCCGCGCUCCGCACCAAGAACCACCAAUCUAAGCAAACGGAAAUGCAGUUGUUAGAAGAAGGCGGACGGACAAACAUGGGUGAUGGAGCGGCAGAGAGCCAGCAGUACUACCGUGGAAAUGCGGCGACGGCGGCGCCAUAUGCCAAUGGAGCAACGAACGGAUAUACCAACGGUACCAACGGUUACACCAACGGCAAUGGAUACUCGAACGGCCAUACCAACGGAUACACCAACGGCAAUGUAUCACACAACAACAAUGGUUACCCCAUGCCCGCUGAACCAGCUCCUCUGGCCUCGAGGAACUUCUAAACGUCCGAGAUUAAAUACCUUUGUUUCUUUUGUACAUAUUCCUGUUCGAAUUUCACGCCUAGAACGACCGAUACCUUUAGUCUUGUCAGCUAAGUUGUAUGGAAAUGGUUGCAUAAUGAGGUGUUUUGGGAGGAACACGUG
This is a messenger RNA of Cucurbitaria berberidis CBS 394.84, 1107 nucleotides long. RefSeq lists its product as uncharacterized. Bases 1 to 966 code for a protein of 321 amino acids. Gene Ontology annotation, cellular component: plasma membrane. NCBI's taxonomy places the organism in Eukaryota, Fungi, Ascomycota, Dothideomycetes, Pleosporales, Cucurbitariaceae. The record is from RefSeq and is a predicted model, not a curated record. The transcript has 2 exons.